Octodon degus (degu) is the source of this 1232-nucleotide messenger RNA. It is a transcript of the gene Actl10, whose product is annotated as actin like 10. The record is from RefSeq and is a predicted model, not a curated record. Lineage: Eukaryota; Metazoa; Chordata; Mammalia; Rodentia; Octodontidae. The transcript has a single exon. The coding region runs from base 17 to 1165 and encodes 382 amino acids.
CGCUGGGGCAUUCACCAUGAAGGUGGCGUCUGUGUCCCGGGCCAGCCGGCCUCCCUCGCUGGGCCAUAUUGCGGUGGUGGUGGACCACGGCUCGGGCUUCACCAAAGCAGGCUUCGCAGGCGAGGCCCAGCCGCGCGUUGUGCUCAAGAGCUCCAGCCUGGUGCCCAGCUGGGAUCGGCCUGUGCUGCCGGGCGAGCCGGGCUGCGAGCUGGCGGGUGGUGUGGCGCGCGCACAUCCCAUCAAGCACGGCGUGGUGGUGGACUGGGAGGCGCUGGAGAGCCUGUGGGAGCGCCUGCUGGUGGGGGGCCUGCGGGUGUGCCCGGAACAGUGGCCCGUGCUGGUAAGCGACUCCCCCUCGGCGCCACCUGAGGGCCGCGAGAAGGUGGCGGAGCUGCUGUUCGAGGCCUUGGCGGUGCCCGCGUGCCACGUGGCCAGCACGGCGCUGCUGGCGCUCUGCUCGGCCGGCGCGCUCAGCGGGCUGGCGGUGGAGGCGGGAGCGGGCGUGUGCCACGCCACCCCUGUCUACGCAGGGCACUCGUGGCUGCAGGCCACCUUCCGCCUGGAUGUGGCAGGCAGCACCCUGUCACGCUACUUGCGGGAGCUGCUGGUGGCUGCGUGUCCCGACCUCCGAUUGCAGGGCCUGCCGCGCAAGACCAUAACACAGCUCAAGAAGCGCUGCUGCUACGUGUCACUGGACUUUGAGGGCGAUCUCCGUGACCCUGCCCGCCACCAUCCGGCCAGUUUCCGAAUGGGAGAUGGGAGCUCCGUGUGCCUCGGCAGCGAGCGCUUCCGUUGCCCGGAACCUAUCUUCCAGCCGGGGCUGAUAGGCCAAGCUGAGCCAGGGCUGCCCACGCUGGCCUUCCAGGCACUGCAGAAGAUGCCCACGAUGCUCCGGAAACGGCUGGCCGACACCGUGGUACUGGCUGGGGGUUCCACGCUUUUUCCCGGCUUUGCUGAGCGCCUGAACCUAGAACUGGAGGCGCAGUGCCGACGGCACGGCUACUCGGCCCUACAGCCCCACCUGGUGGCAAAGUCUGGGCGCGGCAUGGCUGUGUGGACUGGAGGCUCCAUGGCGGCCUCCCUGCACUCUUUCCAACGCGGCUGGAUGACUCGGGCCAUGUACCAGGAGUGCGGCCCCAGGCUGGUGCACAAAGUGUUCAACUGACAGGAAGUUUGGGGGGGUAGAGUGCCACCAGGGAACACCGCAGGGACAGAAGCUCCAGGCUGAACUG